AGUGAUCAAAAAAAUCAAAACAAAUCCAUGUGGAAAAUAAAUUUCUUUAAAGUAUGUAAAAAGUAAAUUUAUUGAAUUUAUUGAUGUUCUAAAGUAGUGAAAUGAAUUAUAUACAAGUUAAUCAUUGUUCUUGAUUUCAACAUCAAUAUUUAAUAGUCAUUUAAAUGGUUGAUAAAUAAAAUUUGUUUAAAAAGUGAAAUUUGAAACUUUUGUUCUAAGUUCAUCACCAAUAAAGUAAACAAAUCAACAUAAAUGUUACGAAAAGUCCCUCUGAUUGUUAUACUUGGUUCAACUGGAACGGGUAAAACUAAAUUAUCAAUAGAAUUAGCUCGUCGUUUUAAUGCCGAAAUAAUAUCUGCUGAUUCUAUGCAAGUAUAUAAAGGACUGAGUAUAGCAACAGCUAAAGCUACUUCACAUGAACGCUCUCAAGCCAUCCACCAUAUGCUCGACGUAGUAACAACUAAUGAACCUUUCACUGUUACACAUUUUCGAGACAUGGUUCUUCCCAUAAUUGACAACUUGAUACAAAGUUCUAAAAUGCCUAUAAUCGUUGGUGGCACAAACUAUUACAUUGAAAGCAUUUUAUGGCACAACUUAGUUUCGCCUGGAGUUGGAAAAAGAAAAAAUCUGUUGAGCGAUGAAAAGCUUCAUGGAUUGGAGGAAGAAGUCCAAAAUUUUCUGCAGAAUUCUUCGUUGGAUGAUCUAAUGGCUAACAUGGAGUCAAUAAAACUUUAUGAAUAUCUGAAACUAAUCGAUCCACCUAUGGCUAAUCGGCUUCAUCCAAAUAACAAGCGAAAAAUAAUGAGAGCAUUAGAAGUUUUUAAGGAUCAUGGCGAGCGAUUGAGCGACAUACUUAAGGAUCAAAGAAGAUUGCCAGGCGCUUCGAUCUUAGGUGGACCUCAACGUUUUCAAAAUGUGAUUAUCUUCUGGCUGCAGUGUGAGCAAGAAACACUGAAUCAGCGUCUGGACGCCAGAAUAGAUUCAAUGGUUAAAGAUGGACUGCUGAAAGAAAUAAGAACGUUUUAUGACGAACAUGUGAGUGAUCGCAACGAUAUCGAUUAUGAAAAAGGCGUUCUACAAACGAUUGGUUUCAAGGAAUUCAUACCAUACCUGGAAGCAUAUGAUAAGACAAAUGACGACUUGAUUGAUCAUUUUGUUAAUGCAUCCGAGUCAUGUGAAAAACCACAAGGUUGGAAGAUGCUUGAAGAAUGUUUGGAAGAAUUGAAACUCGUCACAAAGAGAUAUUCAAAGAAACAAUUAAAGUGGAUAAGAAAUCGCUUCUUAGGUCGAGAUGUUGGAGCAGUUCCACUUGUUUAUCCUUUAGACACGAGUGACGUUAAACUUUGGAAUGAUAAUGUCAUGAAUCCUGCAUUUGAAGCUGUCGAAGAUUACUUAAAUGAAAGGUCAAUAAAAAUUCAUCCCGUGGAGAAGAUUCAACGACUAGUCGAAGGAUCUAAUGAAGAAACGUCAUUUUUCUGCGAUGUCUGUAAACGAGUUUUUAUUGGCGAUUAUCAGUGGAAGCUUCACAUGAACUCAAACAAACAUAAACGUGCAAUAGCUGGAAUGAAAAAACGGGAAAAGCUUCUACAACAAGAAGCAAAUGUUGCCAAAGAAACGACUGAUAAUUAACAUCUAGAGUUCGAUGGGCUAUCUCAUCCUUGUAGAUUCAUUUAUUUGUUGUAUAACUCAUUCAUAUUGUUUUAACUUACAAUAAAUACUUUUCUUAUAUCUCAUUCGUUAUUUGUCUCAUUAUAUAUUUAAUAAUUUUAGUGUUAUCAGUUUUCUUCUUCAUGUUGUCUAAUGCGCUACAAUUAAAAUCACAACAAUAACGUAUAGGUAGGUAAUGAUUAGCUCAAAUAAUUUCGGAGCUUGCAUAAGGAUUUCUUACUUCAUUUUAAAUAUUUUCUUUUAAAGUGUUUCUAUGAACUGUUGUUGAGAUUAUGCAGGCAGAUUUCACUCUUCUGAAUACGUAUGUACAUCAUUUAUGAAUAUUGUCACUUUUUAUUUGAUCUGCUUUGAAGUCUGUAGCAUAGAAUAAAUAUUCAAGUUCGUAGACUUCAGCGUACGAUAAAUUAUUGUCUUG
Messenger RNA from Clunio marinus, 2083 nucleotides. Lineage: Eukaryota; Metazoa; Arthropoda; Insecta; Diptera; Chironomidae. The record is from the annotation of a GenBank genome assembly.